Cydia strobilella is the source of this 5050-nucleotide messenger RNA. RefSeq lists its product as uncharacterized. The transcript has 9 exons. Gene Ontology annotation, cellular component: autophagosome. Lineage: Eukaryota; Metazoa; Arthropoda; Insecta; Lepidoptera; Tortricidae. The record is from RefSeq and is a predicted model, not a curated record. The coding region runs from base 167 to 3160 and encodes 997 amino acids. Gene Ontology annotation, biological process: activation of GTPase activity; regulation of autophagosome maturation. Gene Ontology annotation, molecular function: GTPase activator activity.
AGUAAAUGUCACAGUUGUCAUUAUUUUCUUUUGUGCGUGAGGUCUGAAUACAAUUUUACCUGCAUUUUCUUGUUAUUUAUUUGUAAUUAUGUGAGAAAAGUAGUAACUUAGAUUAGCUUUAGUUGUGUAUUAUUAUAUGGAUAUGUGAUAAUAGUUAAGCGUAGUCAUGUUUGGGUAUAGCAAAGAGGCUGUUAGAGUGAAAGUGAAGAAGUGUGAAGGCAAACUACAGCCAGAACUGAGGAAGUUUUCCGUUGACCCGCAGAUAACCUCGCUGGAGGUUUUACAAAGCAUUUUAGUGAAAGCAUUUGAUAUCAAGUCUGACUUUACACUGUCAUACCGGACUGCUGAUGACUAUGGUCAGGAGAUCCUCUUGCCACUGCUCUCUGACUGGGAUUUGGAUGCUGCUUUUCUCAAGGCUCAUAAUAUAGCUCAAACUCAGCGCUCGGAGCCAUGCGUCCAGCUCCGCGUCGACAUGAAGCCGUUCGCGGAGGCGUCCGAGGACUGGGAGCCGCCAGGGCUGAGCCCGGCGCCGCGCGAGCCGCCGCCCAGCGUGGCGCCCGCGCCGCAUCAGCCCGAGAAGCAGGAAGUACCCACUGGCUUUCAGGGGCUGUUUAUGAAUCAGGUCGAGAAGACCUUCAACAUGGUGUCGCGCGCGCUCAACCUAUACGAGGACCCCAACACGCCGCCGCGCGCGCCGCUCUCCGACAUCGAGUUCCGCACCUUCCUAGACGCGGUCGGGCAGAUCACCAACACUAUCAAGCUCAGAGAAGUCAUUUAUUGCGGCGGGAUAGACCCUAGUUUAAGGAAAGUAGUUUGGAAACACAUACUGAACGUGUAUCCGGACGGAAUGACGGGCAAGGAACGAAUGGACUACAUAAAAAGGAAAGCUAACGAAUACUACACUCUCAGAGCGCGGUGGAAAGACUGCAUACAGAAAGGAAUAGUGAACGCCGACUUGGCGUACGUGACGAGUAUGGUCCGCAAAGACGUGUUGCGCACAGACAGACAUCACAACUUCUACGCCGGCAGCGACGAUAAUCAGAAUAUAGCUUCACUCUUCAAUAUUUUAACCACGUACGCACUGCAGCACCCCCGGGUAUCAUACUGCCAGGGCAUGUCGGACCUGGCCUCGCCACUGCUAGUGACCAUGGGCGACGAGGCGCACGCCUACAUCUGUCUGUGCGCGCUCAUGGCUCGCCUCCACUGCAACUUCCUACUCGACGGGGAGACCAUGACGCUCAAGUUCGCGCACCUCACCGAGGCGCUGCAGGUUUACGACCCCGACUUCUACGCGUACCUGAAGUCCCAGCAGGCCGACGAUCUGCUGUUCUGCUACCGCUGGCUACUGCUGGAGAUGAAACGCGAGUUCGCCUUCGACGACGCACUUCGAAUGCUCGAGGUGCUCUGGGCGUCGCUGCCGCAGCACACGCCGGCGGGCGAGCUGGCGCUGGGCGAGCGCGAGUGGGACGCGGCCGCGGCGCCCGCCUCGCCGCCGCCGCUCAGCCCGCUCGUGACGGCGCCGCGCGACAACGCCUACACCAAGCUGUGCGCCAUCCGCCGCCAGAGCUCCAGCUUCAGCCUCGCUAGCGUCAAAGCCACGCCGCCUAAGCUGGCCACCCGGCGCCCGCGCCCGCACAACCACAGCCUCGACGAGAGCGCGACGCCGGAGGACUCCUCGCUCAAACACGCCAAGGAGUUCCAGAGCCUCGACGAAGAGACUCUACACACCGUCAAAGCCAAACUCGAUAACGAGCUCGAUACGAGUGAAGAUUCGAAGGAAUCGAAGCUUCCGAAGCCAAAUAUGACGAGCGCGUUCGAAACUCACGAGCGAGAUUCGACCCGCGCCAGAAACGGGAGCGUCGUCAACGGAAAAGCGCACCCGGAAGGAAAGGAUACGACGUUGGGGGGACAAAUAAGAUUGCUCCGAGACAAAAUAUCCGUGCACAACGACAAGUUUGACGGCCCCGACGACGUAGAUCUCGACAGCAGGCCGAAAGUGAGGAUGAUCAAAAACCUAAACGAAUUCCUCAAUUUCGCGACGGCAAGCAAAGCGGAUCCGAUUAAACGUGACAAAUUACAACGAGCACACUCAGUCAUAGAGACCACCAAGGAGUAUCCCAAAAUCACUUUAAACAAAAUGUCUAUGGACGAGAGCGACCUCAGUAAACCGAACGUCAAGGAGUCCCUUCUGAACAAAAUCAAUAGGAGCAUUUACAACGACGCCAACGACGGCAGCAGCCCCGACGACUCGCAGGAGUACUACCCGAUGACCACGUCCAUGACGCGGGAGCUGAGGCUGGAACUCGAGCACCUGGAUCGGCAGGUGUUCGGGCCCUCGUACGUCAACCGGUGCAGCAUGAUCGACUCGCCCUCCGACUCCCCCAGCACAGAGGAUAAAGGGGAGGAACGGAGCAAGCAGGAUACGAAGGAUACACUAGAGCUUCAAACGGGGGUCGGAGAAACGUCAAAGCGAUCACCCAUGGACACGAUAAAGUCGAACGCCCGGAGUGCGGAAGGUAUUUACCUGUGGGAGAACCCGUUACACGCGCUCCCGGCGCGGGCGGCGUCGUGCCCGCACACGCCGGACGAGCACCCCGAGCUGGAGCUGGACGACACGGCCGACGGCUCCGAGGGCGGCCGCCGGUCCGGCACGCCCCAACCGCCCCGACCGCCCGACCAGCCUCUAGAAACACAGACCCCCGACGCCAAGGACGACGGCGCCUCUAAAUCACACAAAUUCUUCUCGAAUAUGUCUCAGGAGUUGGAAAAUGCGAAGAGAAACUGCGAGUCGCUGUUGAACGCGAAGCCGACGAAUCUGCACAGUGUCGCGUCAACCAUAAACAACUUCCAGAAGAAGUAUGAGGCUUUGAAACCGCCGCUGCAGAAGAGUUUUGCCGCGGGCGACGGCGUCAAGAGUAUAAGCGGGCUGCCGCCGCCGGGCGUGUUCGGCGGCGGGAACCCGUUCCUCAUGUUCCUGUGCCUGACGGUGCUGCUGCAGCACCGCGACUACGUCAUGCGGAACCGCAUGGACUACAACGAGCUCGCGAUGCACUUCGACAAGAUGGUGCGCAAGCACAACGUGAACCGCGUGCUCAACCAGGCGCGCCACAUGUACGCCGUCUAUCUCAAACACCAGAACAAAGGUGAUGUCACCACGUGAACCGCGUGCUCAACCAGGCGCGCCACAUGUACGCCGUCUAUCUCAAACACCAGAACAAAGGUGACGAACCUGCCCCUUGCUCAUAGUGUAUUUUCGUAAUAUGUAUUUAUCGAAUUGUAACACUAGUAGAGACUAUGAUAUUCUAUUACAUUCAAUAAUGGAACAGUGAUGGCUAAGUUGAUAGGUAUGGACGUGCAAUAAAAUUUGCAUCAGUCAGAAUAUGUAUACAACUGUAAAUUUAAUUCAAUUAAGUAAGUAAAUAUUAUACGUAUUAAAAAUCUUGACUGUACUAAGAGAAGACGUUGAAGCUAGCGGAAAUUUGUGAAAGUGAGAAGCAAACGUAUAUUUUAAUAAAUGGAAAAACAGUUAAGGCUACAUGUAUAGUAUUCGCGCAGUGUUAUUUUAUUUUUAUUUAGAUUGCAGUAUUCUUUUUUUUUUAUUAACACAAAGUAUAUAUAUUCUAAAAACUAUGACAGCGAAUAAAGCCCCCUAAGGCCGCCGCUGUAAAAUCUUACUACGUAUUUGUUGAGAUUUUUUUCGCCCUCAAUUAAACUUUUGAACACUAUAGUUACAAACAAUAGCGAUCUUAUGAUAUCGAUUAGUAAAACCUUCUUUUGGAAUGGAAAAUAGAGAUUUUAUUCUAUACCACACAGGUUUAAAAACUGUCAAGGUGUUCAAAAUUUAAAUCGACUACAAAGUAUUAAAUUGUAUUUAUGUGUAUCAAUAAAAAAUCUGUAAAGGUUACUUUAAUUAGUAUAAAUGAAAUAAUUCUGAUGACAUUAUUUUUAAUUUGAAGAAUAUUGUACUUACAAUGCGUUAGUUUACAAAGGACUGAUUAAUAAGUAAUUUAAUGUAUUUACUGUUUGGGGUCCGUUUUACAAAGAUCCGUUAGACCUCAUGUUGUGUACUAAUGUCAAAAAAAUACUGUAUUAAGUCAGCAACAAUAUGUGGUCUGAUGACUAGUAACGGAUCUUUUAAAAACCGAAGCCUUUAUUCCAAAGAACUUAUUUUGUCAUUGUGAUAUUUUUGCAUCUAUCUACUUUUUAUUAUAUUAGUUUUUAUAUGAAGUACGUAAUUUUGUUGACUAUGUUGUGAUAGAUUUAUUAAGUUAGCUAACAAUUCCUUAGCACAAUAGCUAUUAUCGUGCGUUAUUAUAGUCUUAUGCUUAUCAGUUAUGCAUUUAUAUUCCAGGAAGUGGUUGAUUAUCGUCAAUAGAUAUCUAAACCACAUCGAAAUGGGUUACCUGGGUGAGGGAUUGGUCAGGGCGUUCUAAAAAAAACACGGUUCAUUAUUUGAGUUUUAACAAGUUCUCCGUUUUGUCCCUGGUUUGAUCAGUCAUGAAUAAAAUGAGAUAUGUGUAUUCAUAAACAACUUUCUUUGUAUUUUUAGCUAAUUUCUUCCAUAUACAUGUAUAGAGCGCUCAAUGAAUGCAUACAUAAAGAAACUAGGUAAUAUCUAACAAUGAAUAUUAAUGUAUGUUUAAGAACGUAUCACGUCAGGGCAAAACUGCGUUCAUAAAACAAAUGCUCAUAUGUCAACGUGUGAAGUCCGUGAUCACAUACAGUACAAGCUUUUUAUGGUUUUUCUCUCAUAUUUACUUGUGUAAAAUAUCUACUCGAUACCUAAUGAUGUGAGAGUAUAUCUAGUCGACGUGAACUGUCGAGGCUUAUUGAAUUAUUCCAAAACUAUUUCGAAAAUAGCCGCCGAACUAUAAUAUAAUAUAGGAAUAAAUCUCGUAACGUAAUAUUGACUCUUAUUUCAAGUACUUACAUGCUUGUGGCCUACAGCAUUACAAUGUUAUCCGUUCUAUUGUAUAUUAUAUUUUUUAAUCAAUAUUUAACUGAAUUAAUUAUCGCUGAAUGAAAAAUACACUAUUAGCUUGAACAAGAA